UAAAACUCCUAACACUUGUAUACAUUUUGUUAGCUAUUAUAAGUUCUUCAGUCGCACGAUUACUUUUAAACCAAAAUGAUAAUAUAUCUAAUAAUCAAUAUUUAUUUAAGCGUUUGUUUAUGUGAGUUAAACGUGGUAUAUCAGUGGGACAAAAUAGAUUUGUCAAUUCAUGAAACGGAACAUUCCUAUAUUCCAGAAAACAAUCUUGUGCACAGAAUGAAAAUUUGGAACAACACAUUGUACAUGGCCAUACCCAGGUUUAAGCCAGGGGUUCUGGCCACAUUAUGCAAAAGUAACAGAGGUACUAUACAACCAUUUCCGUCUUUAAGUCUUCAAAAAGUUGGUAGUUGUAUUGGGAUGCAAAACAUCAAGGAAAUCGAAAUUGAUCAUUUAGGUCACUUAUGGAUGUUAGACGUGGGUAAGGUUUACGAUCUAGAAGAACCCGAUUACACCUGCGAUCCGAAAUUGCUUAUACUGGACAUAAACACGGGUAGAAUGAUACGAUCAGCGGUGAUACCGAGCAGCAUGUACACUAAUCAAAGUAUACUUAGUGGCAUUUCAAUCGAUUUGAAAUCACUCACUGUUAUAAUAGCUGAUAUAGGUCCCAAUUCUGGGUUUAUUGUUUAUAAUUAUGACCUAGGAUUUUUUCAAAAAUUUCAAUGUAAAUUAUUGUCCAGCGUUAAAGACUAUAACGAAGCACUUUUAACUAUAUCUCCAAUUGAUAAUAUGUUAUACUUCACCACCGUAGAAAUGGACAGUCUAUUUACAAUUCCAUUGAGUGUAUUCGAUGCGCCUUUCAUCAACGACAUAAGUCAUUACGUUAACAACCAAGGACUCAAAACAGACACAUCGACUGCUAUGAUCAUGGAUACGACUGGGAACUUGUAUCUAGGUUUGACUAGAAAAGUAAUUGCCUGGAACACUUUGAAAAACAGUUUCGAAAUCAAAGAUUUGUACAUACAAGAAGUGAGAUUCGAUUGGAUUUCAAGUUUCGCAUUUGAUUCAAACGGAUACUUGUGGAUCACUACCUCGGCAUUCAGAGAUUUCCUAGAUGGGUCAAGUUCGAGGAGAAUGAACAUUAAAAUAUUUAAAAGAUUUUGUGGUACAACAGCCUUCGCACUUCAACAUUUACAAACGUAUGUAAACAAUAAUACACUCCCAAAUAAUACCAACUCUGCCGAUUCCAAAAUUGCUACUUCUAUUUAUCUUUUAACUCUAAUUAUAUUAUUAAAAUAUAUCGUAGAAAUGUAACACACUAAUUAAAACAAUUUUUUUAAUGUAACAACUACCUAUACAGGAUAGUCAUUAGUACAAGUUGUAAAUUGUAAUAAAUUAAAGUGAAGUAUCAAUCCACUUUUAAAUAAAUGUAUAAUAAUUUUGUAGCGUUAUAUUCCAUUAUUAUUAAAUAAGUAGGAACUAUGAAUUGAUCUAAUUAAUUAGAUAGGUAUAGGUAAAUAAUUCAUUAAUAUAAUAUAAGAUCAAUUACGGUACCACAUGAAAAUUUUUUUCUUAAAAUUAGAAUUCAGAUUUUUUAUUUAUUAUAGUAAAGUAGGUAAAAAUAAAAUAUUUUAGCUAAAAAUCCGAUAUAAAACUAUUAUUCUACAUGAUAAAGAGAGUUUAUUAAGUUUAUUGUUUUAACAAUAUCUACGUAUUGUCAAUCUAAAUAAGGAACUGCUUCUUUAGGUUUUUUUUUCUUAAUUGGUUUUUUUGGUUCUGAUUUUAGAAACUGCUUAAAUUAGGGUUUUGAUUAAAAUCGGUACAUAACGGUUCCGAAUAUUUUUUGUUUAGUAUUUUUAAGCACUAAACUAUUAAAUUGUUUAUAGGUACAUACAUAAAAUACUAUUAUAUUUUAUACAUAUAAAAUCAAAAUAAUAUAUAAAUAAUAUUAAAUAUAAAUAGUUAUUUAAAUCUUAAGAGUUAAGAUUUCGCAAAAAUUAAAUUAUUAAACACAAAUUAUAUUAGUUUGUCAAAGCACUUCUCAUUCUUGAAAAAUGGUCACAAAGAUAUGGACAAAAAAUAUAAAAAUACAUUAUUUUUUUAAUGUAUCAUCAUACAAUGUAACAACAGAUAUUUUGAAUUAAUAAUACGGGUUCUUGGGCUCUAUUUUUAGUUCCAGUUAUUUUGAUAUUAAUAUAUGUAAAUUCGGUUCCAGUUCUCAACAAUUUAAAGAUCUUUGGAUUUCAAAACUAUUAUUUUUAGUUCACUUUAAAUCUCUGAAUUCUAAAAAUUACCUGGUACAAUUAAUUCUCACAUUAAUUCCGGCUUCUGCUCAGUGUUUGUUCCAUGCGGUGUAAUUGCUAAAAAGAAAGAAAACAAAUGUAAAUCUGGCACUAUUUUUUUUUUUAACUAUAGGUAUUAUACAUUAAAUAUGUAACUUAUUAUAUUCAAAUUCGUAAUUAUUUAUUUAUUUUAAAUAUACAUUAACAUUUUAAGUCUUUAACCACCAUGAACACCACCAUGAAUCAUGAUGUGAUGAUUAUCGGAUUAUCCCAUUGCCAUCAAAAAAUAUUUUCUUUUUAAAUUUCACUAAAUUUCACCUACGAUAAUUCUUAGUUGGGUUAUUAUUUUGUGGAAAAAUAUGUGUAACUUUAUAGUUAAGUAACUAUAUUGAGAGAUGUAUAAAUUGAGAUUUUUAAGGAUUAAAGCCUUCUUGUAAGUAAUCGUUUAAUCUACAAUUUUCUAAGUUCUCUUUCAAAAUGAAUAUUUUAAUCGUACCUAUAGAAAUAGAAUAGAGCUACUUAGUUACAAUUUUAUUUGCAGGCACCAGCACCUAAUUAAAUGUUAAAUAAUUUAAAUAUUGAUUAAAAAACAAAAAUGUUAACCUA
Rhopalosiphum padi (bird cherry-oat aphid) is the source of this 2825-nucleotide messenger RNA. Its product is annotated as major royal jelly protein 1-like. NCBI's taxonomy places the organism in Eukaryota, Metazoa, Arthropoda, Insecta, Hemiptera, Aphididae. The transcript has a single exon. Bases 76 to 1251 code for a protein of 391 amino acids. The record is from RefSeq and is a predicted model, not a curated record.